Anneissia japonica is the source of this 891-nucleotide messenger RNA. Its product is annotated as protein mono-ADP-ribosyltransferase PARP12-like. The record is from RefSeq and is a predicted model, not a curated record. Gene Ontology annotation, molecular function: NAD+ poly-ADP-ribosyltransferase activity. The transcript has 4 exons. Bases 1 to 891 code for a protein of 296 amino acids. Lineage: Eukaryota; Metazoa; Echinodermata; Crinoidea; Comatulida; Comatulidae.
AUGGACGUAAUAAAAAACAGAAUAAAAGAAGCAGGAGAUUCAAAGAAUAGAGAAAAAAGAGAAGAGAGCAGACUACAUCAACCAAAAAAAAAAAAAGGAAAACCACAAAAACAGACACUAGUGCAAGGAACCAAAACCUUAUACAAAGUGCCUUUGCCAAGUUCUGCCAAGUUAUCGUUUAAUUGCGUAACAAUGGCUCAAAAUAGAUACACGCACGAUUUCCACCGUAGACCAUGGACUUACAACACUGAAUCCUAUCAACUAGAAGAACUGGAUAGCGACAGUCAAGAAUACAACAGAAUAAAGGAUUCGUUCCAAGCGACACUUCCAAACGGAGAUAUCACAAAGAUUGAACGUGUUCAAAAUAGGCAUUUGCGAGCAAAAUUUAAUAGGCAAAAUGAAUACAUGAGAAGAACUUUUAACAAUGCUGAGCACCAACUCUUUCAUGGAACUACACGCCAGAACGCUGAAGACAUUUGUCGAAAUAAUUUUAAUAUCGAAUUUAGCGGAAGGCGAAAUGGUGCCGCUUAUGGCCGAGGGGCUUAUUUUGCAAGCACAGCAGGUUAUUCUGAUAACUACGCAACAGCCGACAGAUGGAAUCACAAGAGGAUGUUUUUAGCCCGAGUUCUUGCUGGCAAUUACACCGUUGGAGAAAGCUACAUGAGAAGACCACCACAUAAUUAUGAUUCUUGCGUCAAUGAUACAAGAAAUCCAACUAUUUUUGUGAUUUCUAAUAACGACCAAAUAUAUCCGGAAUAUCUGAUAACAUAUUCAACAUACAGUGUCAUGGUACCCAGUGUCAUCAGUCACACUCGUCCGCAGGCUGCUGAAGAUAUCGUCGCUGGCAUAAUAAUAGCAACAGUGGCAGCAGCAGCAUGUAAUGUAAUGUAG